CGCGAGUUCGUUAGACUAGCUUUGUUCAACAUACAUACCUACUUGCGAAAGCCGUUGUGUGUAUCUGUAUACGCGCGGUGUAUAUUGCAGCCAAUCAGUUGCCUGUCAACUGUUUUUUAUUAAAGUUCAAGCUGGGAUUUCAACAGUAAAAUGCCGGAAUCGGGAGUGAGUAUCGGACGUUUGAGCUGUUAAUCAUUACUUAGCCUAUAUUUAUUUUGCCUCCGCGAGAUGCUCGCGCUCCAUAGGUUACUGUGUUUUUUGCUCGCACCGACUAUAUGAGAUACGCGAUUAUACGUUUUCAAAUUGAAAUUUCUUUGUUAUUCUCGCAUUGUUCGCUUCUUUGUUCGAUGUUAUCGGUGCAUGCAGAGUGUGAACUUUUUAAAUGGAAAGUUGGCCACCGAGAAUGGCAGUGCUGAGCCCAGUGUCACACUGGAGGAAUCUCCUCCUAAUUCGCCCCCAAUAGAACCUCACUUUGAGCCAGUUAUUCAGCUACCCAUAGUUGAAGUAUCCACAAAUGAGGAGGAAGAGCAAGAGCUGAUAAAGCUGAGGGCAAAGCUGUAUCGUUACGACACAAGCGAUACUCCAGCAGAAUGGAAGGAGAGAGGAACAGGAGAGGCUAAACUGCUGAGGCACAAAACGAAAAAUACUGUCAGAGUUGUGAUGAGACGGGACAAGACUUUAAAAAUUUGUGCAAAUCACUUUGUUUGGCCUUACAUGGAAUUAAACCCUAACUGUGGAAGUGACCGUGCCUGGGUUUGGAGCGCUCUUGCAGAUUUUGCCGAUGAACAGCCAAAACCACAGUUACUCGCAAUUAAAUUUGCCAAUGUUGAGAAUGCAAAGCUGUGGAAAGAGGCAUUUGAAAAAGCAAAGAAGAUAGUAGAGUCUGAGUGUGAAGCCUACAUUGGCAAGCCAGACUCGGAUCAAGAGAGCGAAGCAAGCUGCUCUGAUAGCGAAGAGGAAGCUGACUCCAAAACACAAGACAAAGAAAAGGCGUCCCCAACGAGUUCAAACAUCGAUGAUAAAAAACAUUCCAAAGAAGAAAAGAGUACCAGCUCGGAAGUUACAAAGGCCACUGAGGACAUGACAAAAGAUCUCACGAAUUUAAAAGUUACGGAACAAGAGUAAGUGUUAUCUUAGAGUAAAUAAUGACUAAUGAUACCGCAAAGUAACUGCAACUCCACUUUUUGGUGGAAUAACAAUAACAUUCCUGUUCAUGCGCACAAUGUAAAAAACAGAAUGAAAUUCGAGGUGAAAACGCAAAACAGAAUUUUAGAAUGAAAUAAAUCGGUAAAUGAAAUUCCUAGUACCAAAAGAAUUUUUUUAUUGCAUAAAAAUUGUCAGUUUCGUAACAAGUUUAAGUAUUGAUUCAUUAAUUUUAUAUGUAAGAACGAUAUUUAUACCGAUGUUGUACAUGAUAUAUGUAAUUUUUAAAACAAAAUAUGCAGUAUGAUGAACGUAGAAUCUUCAGUGGCUAGUGAUUGCUGAAUUAAAGCAUACUACAUUGUAAAAUGAUAAAAGUAAGAAAUAAUAAAUGCGAUAAUACUUUGUAAAA
Molecule: messenger RNA, 1552 nt
Organism: Nasonia vitripennis (jewel wasp)
Lineage: Eukaryota; Metazoa; Arthropoda; Insecta; Hymenoptera; Pteromalidae
Product: ran-specific GTPase-activating protein
Exons: 4
Coding region: 361-1125 (254 amino acids)
Biological process (GO): nucleocytoplasmic transport
Cellular component (GO): nuclear pore; cytoplasm
Molecular function (GO): GTPase activator activity
Source: RefSeq, a predicted model, not a curated record